Messenger RNA from Hydatigera taeniaeformis, 798 nucleotides. The record is from the annotation of a GenBank genome assembly. NCBI's taxonomy places the organism in Eukaryota, Metazoa, Platyhelminthes, Cestoda, Cyclophyllidea, Taeniidae.
AUGUCGAUCGAAUUGGAAUCCGCCGAUGUUGUCCGUCUUAUUGAACAAUAUUUAAAGGAGAACAAUCUUUUGCGUACUUUGCAAGUGUUGCAGGAAGAAACUGGAGUUACCCUUAAUACCGUCGAUUCUGUUGAAAGUUUUAUGAACGAAAUUACAAGCGGUCAUUGGGAUACCGUUCUAAAAGUUGUGCAAAAUUUGAAGCUUUCGGACCAUAAACUUAUGGAUCUCUACGAACAAAUCGUUAUAGAGCUGGUAGAGCUGCGAGAACUAGGCGCAGCUCGGACUCUUCUCCGUCAAACGGAUCCAAUGGUUCUUCUCAAACAGAAUCAUCCAGAUCGCUACCUGCAUUUGGAAAACCUUUUGGCCCGAUCCUACUUUGAUCCCCGUGAAGCUUAUCUUGAGGGGCAGUCCCGCGAAAAACGGCGUCAGGCUAUUGCUUCUGCUCUAUCUGGGGAGGUCAGCGUAGUUCCGCCCUCAAGACUUCUGGCUUUGUUGAGUCAAGCUCUGAAAUGGCAACAGCAUCAGGGUCUCCUUCCUCCUGGAACGGCUAUUGAUGUUUUCCGCGGUAAGGCGGCUGUUCGAGAGCAGGAGGAAGAGAAACCACCUACACAACUUUCGGCAACAAUCAAGUUGGGUCAGAAGACACAUGUUGAAUGCGCAAAGUUCAGUCCAGAUGGGCAGUAUCUAGUAACAGGAUCUGUGGAUGGUUUUAUUGAAGUGUGGAAUUUCAUCACCGGAAAGUUGAGAAAAGACCUUAAGUACCAAGCACAGGUACGUCUGUUAUUUGACGCUUUAUAA